AUGUCUUCUUCUUAUUCAUUGGUUAUGACAUUGAUUCAUAUUGAUGAUGGCCUCAUCCAUCGUCCACAAGCAAGUUGGAGUAUUCGUUAUCUUACCUGUGAAUUAUCGACCACUCAAAUAUGGCUUUGCAGUGUCCCCUCAGCAACUGAGCAGUUUGAUGUGCCCUACAGAGCACCAGUUGAGAAAAAUGUCUUCUUGAGUGUUUCAAGAGUUUCUUAUCAAAGAGCUGAUGAAACGAAACAGGAAAACGAAGAAGGAAAUAGCAAUCCGAACCACGCAACACCGACUCACAUGGUGCAGGUGUACGACAUGAAAGGUGCUUGGACUCGUAGUAAUCGUACUGUGCUACUUGGACUUUAUGACGGAUUCAUCAAAGCCCAAACACUCAAACGGAAUCUUUCCUCAGAAGCACUCAAAGGUUUCAAACUUGACAAUACAAGACAAGGAUAUAGAAGCAAGUCAUCAUCAUUGAACACUUCUGGAAACCCAGAAUCUCCAACCAGUCCUGGACCAAUUCCUCUCAGCAAUUUGCAUUCAGGACAUGCUACUGCCAUGCUUAACAAAUUGGUUUCAGAGACAGAUAAAAAGUCUGUAGCCUUUACUGAAGAGCCAUCAGAAGCAAAUAUGGAACAAUUACAUGGAAUUGCCGCUUGCCAAACUGAUGAUGUAGUAAAGAAGAAUUGGUUAAUCGAGCUUUUCAACAGUCAAGUUAUGCUAAAGGGAUGUGAAACAGCUGGGUAUGUGAUUGUCAGUGCAGCAAAAGCCCAAAUCCUUUCCUGCAUCCACAAGCCUUUUUGGAAAGGUCGUCAGUUGUGUAGCAAGACUACUUGGGUUGGCUCUUUAGAAUGUAUGCAGUAUUAUGCAACAGUUGACCCUGGGGAAGUUGUCACUGAUGAAGACAUUGCCUGGUUGAGUAAAGAAAACAUUGAAGAUCGUUCAGAAUUUGAUCUAGAAGGAUUGCCUGAAAUGGUGAGCAGUGGCCAAAGUGUUGGUGGAGUUGUCAACAGCACUGUCAGUGGCCAAAAUGGCAGUGUAGGUCAGAGUGUCCAGCUUCAGCGAAUUGUGUCUCGUUGCCGAUGCCAAUUCUUUUAUGCAGGAUAUGGAGAAGUGGAAUCAGAACAAUUGCCAGAAGUUAUUCCAAUGGAAGACCUUCCAGAAAUGAUGCAGAUGGAAGAUGGAGUUGACACAACGACUGUGUUACAUCAUGACCUUAAUGUCUGCACCAACUCACUGCAGUAUACCAUGAUUUUGGACAUUGUUAACAACCUUCUCCUCCACGUCGAAUCAAACAGAAAGCAAGCAAGUGAGAAAUUACAACGUAUGAGGUUCCAAUUGCAACUUUCUACUGUAGAAGACCAACGAUCACCAAUCUUGCUCCUUCAAGAGAAUGUCAGGAAACAAGUUCAGAAACUCCGUCUCUCUCUUUCUCUUGAACAAGUCUCUCUUUCUCUUGAACAAGUCUCUCUUUCUCUUGAACAAGUCUCUCUUUCUCUUGAACAAGUCUCUCUUUCUCUUGAACAAGUCUCUCUUUCUCUUGAACAAGUCUCUCUUUCUCUUGAACAAUCUCCUUUUUCUCUUGAACAAGUCUCUCUUUCUCUUGAACAAGUCUCUCUUUCUCUUUUCUUUCUCUUGAAAAGUCUCUUUUCUCUUUCCUUUUUUCUUGAACAAUCUCUCUUUCUCUUGAACAAGUCUCUUUCUCUUGAACAAGUCUCCUUUUUUCUUGAACAAGUCUCUCUUUCUCUUGAACAAGUCUCUCUUUCUCUUGAACAAGUCUCCUUUUUCUUUCUCUGUCUUUCCUUGACUCCUUUGUUUUAUUUUGCAUUGUUUGAGUGUAAAGAACAAAUAAAUGGAUUCAAUGAGGAAUUGACCAUCCGAAUUAGUUGCUACAAAGAGGGACAAGUGCAAUUUAAAUCCCACUUACAAACGACACAAGCCUAUGGAGCCCAAGUGGUCCGGACAAAUGAAGUCUGCUUUAAAUUUGCUCAAUGGAGAUUGACCGAAUCAGAUGGACAACUUGGAAUUGCAGACCUUGUCUUGAGAAACUUUGUUUAUACAAAAGUGAAUCGGGACAAUGACACAUGGACUCACCAGUUGGAGUUAGGAUGGGUUCGUAUGACCAAUCUCUUGCCAAAUCCAAUUUACAAGGAUGUUUUGGUUCCUCGUCCACUCGGCCAAGAAGGAGAAAACAAACAAAUGACUUUGCGAAUUGUGUGUAGUGAAAGGCCCCCAGUGGGUGGUAUAGCGGUGAAGGAACACUUUGAGGUAAAUGUGGUACCCCUCCAAAUUCAGCUGACGUACCAGUUCUUUAAAGCCAUGAUGGUCUUCUUUUUCCCAGAGAGAAACAUUGACAUUGAUGACCAGCAAGAUGCAGAAUCUGAUGACGGUGUCCCUCAACGUCGUAAAACUGACAAAAAAGGCUCCCUCAAAGACCGAGGCGUUAUUUCUUCAAAAAGAAAUGCACAGAGUUAUACAUCCAGUGAUGAUAUUGAUAAAAUGAAGGAGAGAGCAGAAAAUAACAAUACCUUUUUGUACAUCAAAAUCCCUGAAGUUUCACUCAAAGUCAGUUACAAGGGAGAAAAAGAAAAGAAUUUUGAAGAUUUGCAUGAUUUCAGUCUGGUGCUGCCAACAUUGGAAUAUCACAAUUGCAUCUGGACUUGGUUUGACCUCCUGAUGACCAUGAAGAAUGAUAGCAAAAGAAUUCUAUUGGCCCAAGCUCUUCGUCAGAAAUUCCAUAUGCGUUCUCGAGCGCCAAACGAAGUCCCUCUGACAGAUGUGCAGCAAGAAGAAGACAAAGCAAAAAUGCUUCUGGGAGCCAAACUUUUGGCUGGCCAAGAAAAACCUGUGAAGAAAAGUUUAUUUGGAAAGCCUCCAAAGUGA
This is a messenger RNA of Acanthosepion pharaonis, 2877 nucleotides long. The record is from the annotation of a GenBank genome assembly. NCBI's taxonomy places the organism in Eukaryota, Metazoa, Mollusca, Cephalopoda, Sepiida, Sepiidae.